AUGGCAAUGGAGUUACGGGACAUGUUUGUCCUGUUGUUAGUGUUGUUUAUAAAUUCAUGCGUCUUUGGACAUAAUAUUGACACAAACAUUCCUGUUAUAAAGAAAGGAGUAAAUGGCAGUUAUUUUGGAUUCGCUAUAGCAGAACAUAUAAAUAACAAGAAUUUAAUACUUGUUGGAGCACCUUUGUUGACCACUUCAAUUGAUAAUGUGACUGUAAAGACAGGAGGCGUAUUUAAAUGUAACGUAGAGUCUAUGGACCCCGAUGAUUGUGAGCUAUUAGGAGAUAUUGAUAAUAGUAUAAGUAAUGAUGGACAAAAAGCUGGACAAUGGAUGGGGUCCACCAUCAGUAGUACCACACAAACAGGGAAACGUGUAUUGGUGUGUGCACAUAGGUACACAACAAAUGAUGUUGGUAUAGGGACUUGUGUGACGUUGAACCCUGACCUGACUCCUGAGAAUGAGAGACGUCCGUGUCGGGAUGAUGGACUUGAGAAUGAAGGAUUAGCAUACUGUCAGGCAGGAACAUCUGGAAUAAUGAUGAACGAUGAACAAAUUUUGCUGGGAGCACCAGGUGCUGUUGAUUGGACAGGUGGCUUGUGGAUUCAGUACACUGGCGAUGACAUCAGGAAGGAUCUAUCAUGGUUCAGAUCUCCCAUCUACCCCACUGAAGACACACGUAAACCACGCCCAAUCGACCUCACAUCCUAUAUGGGAUUCGCUGUGACAUAUGGGAGAUUUGACCCCCAUGGAGUGACCUUUGUUGGUGGGGCCCCUCGGUCUGUCUCCAAGGGUCAAGUAGUUCUAUUUGUGAAAAACACCAAGGGAUUGACAUACCGGAACAACCAAAUUCUGACAGGAGAGGAACCAUUCUCUGCUUUCGGCUAUUCUCUAACAGCCAUUGAUGUCAAUGAUGAUUCAUAUGAUGACCUUAUUGUAGGCAGCCCUAUGUACCUAGAGAAGGGCCAAAGUAUUGGUGGCGCCAUCUACAUUUACAUGGGAAGCGACUCUGAAAUGAUUACAAAAGAUUCUGUGCCUAUUAAGAUUACCAGUCGUAAGAUGAGUGAGGGUGACUGUUUGAAGUUCAUGUGUAAGGAUGCCCGAUUUGGGCACACUCUAGCCAAGGCUGGGGAUAUCAACCUGGACGGUUACCAAGAUUUGGUUGUGGGAGCUCCUUAUGAAGGUGUAGAUAAAGGUGCUAUAUACCUUUUCCAUGGCUCGGCUGACGGUCUGAAGGAGACUUACGCCCAGAGGAUCUAUGCCUCUGACAUUGUCACAAGUCCCCCACUUAAAGCCUUUGGACAUGCCAUCUCUGGUGGUAUGGACAUGGAUGGAAAUGGGUAUGAUGACAUCGCUGUGGGCUGUUACGAAUCUGGACAGGCCAUUCUCCUUCGGACGCGUCCUAUUGUUCACUUGACCGCUUCCAUAUCUGUGAAACCCAACAAGUUCAAUAUUUCCGAGCCAGCCGAAUGUUUUAAUGGAGUGAAGAAACGUUGCGUUGUGAUGGCCUUGACUCUGUACUACACUAUAGAUCCUGUUAGGAGUUCACCUUUAAGAAUUAUCUAUACUAUCGAAGCUGACACAACAAAACAGAGGAAGCGUGUUGAAUUUGCAAACCCCACACCAGGGAUGAAUGGCAUGAUUGAGAGAACUGUUUCCUUAUUCAAUGUAAACCGGAACGAGAAGUUUGAACACGUCAUCUACCUAAAGGAAAACUUUCAGGACAAACUGCACCCAGUACAGUUCAAGGCUACCUAUAGACUUCCAGACGAAAACUGGCCUACACGUGUAAAACGACAGGCCACUUUCCCUGAUAUCAACAGUUUCCCUGUAUUACUUAUGACAGGUGGGGAGGACGCUACAGAUAUCACACUAAACACAGAGAUAGCAUUUGCCAAGGAGUGCGGCAGUAAUGAUGUAUGUGAGAGCAGUUUGUCCCUAAUGGCCGAGGUCCUACUGGACGACGUAGAUGGGAAAACUGGCUUCCCAGUGAUGACAGAUAUUGGGUCGGAUCUCACCAUUAAGUUCACAGUAUCCAACUCUAGGGAGCCAGCUUAUGAGACAAUGUUCUACAUUCUUGUGCCUGAAGAAUUUGAGUACAAAAAUUCCAAAGCUUUGAACACAGGUUCCUUCUUGCCUGAGUGUUCUGUGUUCAAUGUCACAUUGCUGAUAUGCGGAGGACUUGGUAACCCACUAUUCAAGAACACUGUCAGGGAAUUCACAAUCACUUUUGAAACAGGAGGCCUUGAUCCAAAGACAAACUACUUCUCGAUGAAAGCAUUCGUUAAUACGACAAGUUCCGAGCAGACGCCGAAUGAAGAUGUGAAGAACAUGACUGUGAAGGUGGUUUCCAAGACUAAUCUGGUUGUGUUUGGAUCUGCCAAACCUGAUGCUGAUGUGACAUUCGGUGGAGAGGUGCGAGGAGAAAGUGCCAUCAGUCGAGCAGCACAAAUUGGUCCCUCAAUAAACCAUACCUAUGUGAUUUUAAACGACGGUAACAGUACUGUGGGCCAAGCAGAGUUUCAAAUUGACUGGCCAUAUGAGAUGAAACCUUUGUUACCUGGACACAGUGGCAAACACUUACUAUACUUAAUUGACAUCGAGAAGGAGUAUGGUGAUAUUGACUGCAGUCGUAUGGAUCCAUCUAUAUUCAAUCCUAUAAACGUUGAUCUGACCCCGGAAAUCCAGUUUACAGGUACAGACCUCGAGUCUUCUGGUGACUCAGAUCUCGAGUCUGAUGAUCACAAUGUCACACAAACUAAUGUAACAAAUGUAAAUGGUUAUACAACUCUUGGUCAGCGUCGCAGACGACAAGCAGAAGGAAAUGAAGAAGAUCAAGAAGAAAAGGACGUGGAUGACUCAUCACGCAUCAGACUGGCAGAACAGAGAGAAAAGAUGAAAAAAGUUGUUGUUCUAAGUUGUGAGGAAGAAAAUGUCCAAUGCUUUCGUAUGACAUGCAUGAUCUACCGUCUUGGUCCAAUGGAUUCUGCAAGCAUCAAAGUGGUUGCUCGACUGUGGGAGAGCACUCUUCUAGAAGACUACCCAGCUGUGGACAUGGUGCAAAUACAGUCCAGGGGUCAAGUAAAGCUUGAUCCUGCACUAAAUAUAGAACAACCUGAUCUAUCAGAUGAUAUUGCUAUCGCAACCACAUAUACCAUUCCUGAUGUGGCAACACGGCCAGCUAAAGGUGUGGCCUGGUGGAUUAUUCUGGUGGCAGUACUGGGUGGCAUUGUCCUGCUGGUAGUGUUGAUUCUGCUGCUCUGUCUGUGUGGGUUCUUUAAGAGAAUUAGACCAACCAAAGAAGAUGGAUAUGAACCGACGUAUCGAGGCGAGAUCAUAUCUGGUAUUGAGAAAAACGGUGAAUACAAGUGA
Molecule: messenger RNA, 3369 nt
Organism: Ylistrum balloti
Lineage: Eukaryota; Metazoa; Mollusca; Bivalvia; Pectinida; Pectinidae
Product: integrin alpha-PS1-like
Exons: 25
Coding region: 1-3369 (1122 amino acids)
Biological process (GO): cell-matrix adhesion; cell adhesion mediated by integrin; integrin-mediated signaling pathway
Cellular component (GO): external side of plasma membrane; integrin complex
Molecular function (GO): integrin binding
Source: RefSeq, a predicted model, not a curated record